GGUGUGUGUGUGUGUUGGGAACGAAGGACGGGUUGUGUUCAUGUUUGGGUUUCGGGAUCGGUAUAUGGUGGUGGGAGUUUGGGCGCCAGCCGGCGGUUUUUCUUUUGUUAUUGGCUUUCUGCCAGCGCGACGCUGCCAUCAUGCGCCGCUGGCUACCUCUUGUUGGAGGUUGUAAGGGGUGUGGUGUAUUCAUAUGGUCCUUCCUUUCAGGGUGUGUACAAUUAGGCGUGGGACUUUCCAUGGGUAUGGAUACCAUAAGAUCUUCGGCAGAAGAUGGCUUCUUGGAGGGUUUUAUUUGUUCUUUUCUUACCACUUAUAGCGUUUUCUUUUGUCUCCGAGAGUAGAUGAUGGGCUUGGAUGACUGGCGCCCCGGAUUGGAUAUCUACUUGCCAUUUGGCUCUGCUUC
This is a messenger RNA of Chaetomium fimeti, 406 nucleotides long. RefSeq lists its product as uncharacterized. The record is from RefSeq and is a predicted model, not a curated record. Bases 141 to 344 code for a protein of 67 amino acids. NCBI's taxonomy places the organism in Eukaryota, Fungi, Ascomycota, Sordariomycetes, Sordariales, Chaetomiaceae. The transcript has a single exon.